This is a messenger RNA of Trichechus manatus latirostris (Florida manatee), 2385 nucleotides long. RefSeq names its product X-ray repair cross complementing 6 (gene XRCC6). The coding region runs from base 322 to 2160 and encodes 612 amino acids. Gene Ontology annotation, biological process: double-strand break repair via nonhomologous end joining; telomere maintenance. The transcript is spliced from 13 exons. Gene Ontology annotation, cellular component: Ku70:Ku80 complex; nucleus. Lineage: Eukaryota; Metazoa; Chordata; Mammalia; Sirenia; Trichechidae. The record is from RefSeq and is a predicted model, not a curated record. Gene Ontology annotation, molecular function: telomeric repeat DNA binding; DNA helicase activity; damaged DNA binding.
AUGCUCAGAUAUGAAGGGUAGAGAGACUGGGGACCCCGCGUCCUCUUCCCGGGGAGGCGGAACCUGGCCUUUGAGGCCUCCUGCGGCGACCCACUGGGCGUGACUGGCUAGGGGUUGAGGGUUUCGGCGUGAUGAGGACCGGCGGGUCCGCUAGAAGACGAAGUAUCCCAGAGCGGGAAUCCCUCACAGUCCAGAUGGCGCUGUGUGCGGGACGGGGAUCCCAGGGUUGGGCUGAACCCACACAUCCACCAAAGCGGCCUCCUCGGGCCACCACCGGCCCUGAAGCGUCUGUAAGGGAUACUUAAGUGAGCAGUAACUGCCAUGUCAGGGUGGGAGUCUUAUUACAAAAACGAGGGAGAUGAAGAAGAAGAAGAACAACAUGAGGGCCCUGAAGCAGGUGGAGAAUAUAAAUAUUCAGGAAGAGAUAGUUUGAUUUUCUUGGUUGACGCCUCCAGGGCCAUGUUUGAAUCUCAAAAUGAAGGUGAUGAAAAUGAAUUGACUCCUUUUGAAAUGAGCAUUGAGUGCAUCCUGAGUGUGUACACCAACAAGAUCAUAAGCAGUGAUCGGGAUCUCUUGGCAGUGGUGUUCUAUGGUACCAAGAAAGACAAAAAUUCAGUGAAUUUCAAAAAUAUUUAUGUCUUACAGGAGUUGGACAAUCCAGGUGCCAAACGAGUGCUAGAGCUUGACCGGUUUAAGGGACAGCUGGGAAAGAAACAUUUCCAAGACCUAAUUGGCUGUGGAUCUGACUAUUCACUAAGCGAAGCACUGUGGGUCUGUGCCAACCUCUUUAGUGAUGUCCAGUUCAAGAUGAGUCACAAGAGGAUCAUGCUGUUCACCAAUGAAGACGACCCCCAUGGCAAUGACAGUGCCAAAGCUAGUCGGGCCAGGACCAAAGCUGCUGAUCUCCGUGACACAGGUAUCUUCCUUGACUUGAUGCACCUGAAGAAGCCUGGGGGCUUUGAUAUAUCCUUAUUCUACAGAGAUAUCAUCAGCGUAGCAGAGGAUGAGGACAUAGGGGUUCAUUUUGAGGAAUCGAGCAAACUGGAAGACCUGUUGAGGAAGGUUCGAGCCAAGGAGAGCAAGAAGCGCGCGCUUGGCAGGUUGAAGUUUAAGCUCAGCAAAGACGUAGCUCUCACUGUCGGCAUUUAUAAUUUGGUCCAGAAGGCUUUCAGGCCUCCCCCUGUGAGGCUUUAUCGGGAAACAAAUGAGCCUGUGAAAACCAAGACCCGGACAUUUAAUGUAAACGACGGCAGUUUGCUGCUGCCCAGUGACACCAAGAGGUCUCAGAGCUAUGGGAGUCGUCAGAUUGUGCUAGAGAAAGAAGAAACAGUACAGCUAAAACGGUUUGAUGAGCCAGGUUUGAUUCUCGUCGGUUUCAAGCCCUUGAUCAUGCUGAAGAAGCACCACUACCUGAGGCCCCCCCUGUUUGUGUACCCUGAGGAGUCCGUGGUGAACGGGAGCACAGCCCUGUUCAGUGCUCUACUCACCAAAUGUCUGGAGAAGGAGGUGAUGGCAGUGUGCAGAUACACACCCCGCCACAACAGCCCCCCUUAUUUUGUGACAUUGGUGCCACAGGAAGAGGAGCUGGAUGACCAGAAAGUUCAGGUGACUCCCCCAGGCUUUCAGCUCAUCUUCCUACCCUAUGCCGAUGAUAAACGGAAGGUGCCCUUUACUGAAAAAGUCUUGGCAAACCCAGAGCAGGUGGACAAGAUGAAGGCUAUUGUUCAGAAGCUCCGCUUCAGUUACAGGAGUGAUAGCUUUGAGAACCCAGUGCUGCAGCAACACUUCAGGAACCUGGAGGCCUUAGCUUUGGAUUUGAUGGAGCCCGAACAAGCAGUAGAUCUGACGUUGCCCAAGGUUGAAGCAAUGGAUAAAAGACUGGGCUCCCUGGUGGAUGAGUUUAAGGAGCUGGUCUACCCACCAGAUUACAAUCCCCAGGGAAAAACUACCAAGCGAAAACAAGAUGAUGAAGAUUCUAGAAACAAAAGGCCCAAGGUGGAGGUAUCUGAAGAGGAGCUGAAGGCCCACGUCAACAAGGGCACAUUGGGUAAGCUCACUGUGCCCAUGCUGAAGGAAGCCUGCAGGGUGUAUGGGCUGAAGGGUGGGAUGAAGAAGCAGGAGCUGUUGGACGCACUCACCAGGCACUUCCAGGAGGGCUGACCAGGCCGCACCCCCAGCCACCCUUCCACACUGUACCUGGGCAUCCUGGGUUGUUCUCAUUAGUGGAAAAGUGUUUCUCCUGAACCAGGAAGAGUGUGCCUGACAGAAGCCCAGGGGCUUUGUUAUGGGACUUUCUGUUGCUAUGGAGACAGUGUAGCCCUUCACUUUGCUGUGCCUUACUCUCCUGUCUGAAUAAAGAGCCCUUACUUUGUACUACAUGCGGUU